AUGGGGUCUUCCAGCUCUAAGAUGGGACCUCUUACCGCCCGUAACUUGCGGUCGGCACAAGUUCUAACUACAAUUUCAAGGCAAAGAUAUCGUCUCAUCGAACCUGCCAGCGAUCACCAUGCAUUCGUCUGGCUUGGUCGAUCAGAGAAUAAUGGGAGCCAGGUCAUCAUCAAGUUUCCGCUGCGUACUCAAGAAAAAGAGCAAACACAGGCCAGGUAUCAGCUCAACAACGAAAUGGGCAUUCUCAGUGGUCCGCUUAAAGGUACCGUGGGCAUCCGGCAACUUGUUGAUCGAAUUAGCUUGAGUGAAGAUCCCGAUGCAAAUUCACAUGCCGGUGUUUUUGAAUAUCUGGAAUCUGAUUUUCAUAAACACUAUUUAGAAGAGAAGCGCCCAUUAACGCACCUGAAGCCUGAAAACAUCGUAUUCUCAUCGCUUUCCCGCACGGUUACAUCAGAAUUACUGGUCAAGAUUAUCGAUUUCGGAGUUGCUUGGCAACAAGAUGAAGACCGAUAUCGUCUGAUAACAAACCCGUUUUGGCGCAGUCCUGAGUCCUGGACCGGAAUGCCUUUUGGCACGCCGGCUGACAUUUGGUCCUUUGGAGCAAUUAUGGGCUCCCUAAUUAUGGAACCCGGCGCCAAGCUCUUUAAACCUAUCGGUAGUCUCGAAGAUGUGCCGCCUGAGAAACAUGAUCUAGAAUUCUUGCGUUCCAUGUGGACUAUGAUCCCGUUUCCGGAAUCGUUUUUUGAGCAGAUACCCGAGAAAUGGCAAGAUGAGAUUUCAAGAUUUUCACCAAAAUUAUCUCCCUACGGUGACCCUCUCACAUUUUCUUUCAUACAAGAUGUUUUCGGAAUCCCAAACGAAGACUGGGAAUUUGUGAGGGAUGUUUUACAAGUGGAUCCUUCGAAGAGACCGACUGCUGACGAGCUUCUUCGACAUGCUUGGCUCAACUCAUAG
Messenger RNA from Glarea lozoyensis ATCC 20868, 954 nucleotides. RefSeq names its product Protein kinase-like (PK-like). Bases 1 to 954 code for a protein of 317 amino acids. Gene Ontology annotation, molecular function: ATP binding; protein serine/threonine kinase activity. Gene Ontology annotation, biological process: mitotic DNA damage checkpoint signaling; protein phosphorylation. The transcript has 5 exons. Lineage: Eukaryota; Fungi; Ascomycota; Leotiomycetes; Helotiales; Helotiaceae. Gene Ontology annotation, cellular component: nucleus. The record is from RefSeq and is a predicted model, not a curated record.